Molecule: messenger RNA, 3020 nt
Organism: Linum tenue
Lineage: Eukaryota; Viridiplantae; Streptophyta; Magnoliopsida; Malpighiales; Linaceae
Source: the annotation of a GenBank genome assembly
AGUUAGCCGUGCUAGGAAGCGGGCACUAUUUACGCCCUUCAAAAUCACUGAUCAGCACUCAGCAGCUGGCCAUUUUCUGUUUGCCGAAGCAAUUGCAGCCACCUUCAAGUUUUCGUGUCCUUCCUAUAAUCGGAAUCAGCUUCAAACCUGAACCGAAAUUCAGCUGCUUCGCCUGCUUCAGGUAGUGAAAGCUGUUAAGUUGGGAUGGUGACCAUGAUAGCUGUGAAUGUGGAGCCAGAUCGUCUUAGGGUCGGUUCUCGGGAAAGUAUUAACCGGACUGUUGAACAAGUACAGCAUCAGAAUUACACGAGCCAAUGUAGCAGACAAGAAGAGUUUGAGGAUAAUAGAAUCCCAAAUACCUCACAUGGUUCCCUAACUGGGUCUACUGUGUUGGAGCAGGGACAGUCUCCUGUGGACAAUGCUGGGGUUUCGUCUAGCACUAUCUUGCCUCCAGCACCUCUUUGUCGCCAGUUUUGGAAGGCUGGGAACUACAGUGAUGCGCAUGGCUCCAAAGUCAAUCUUCAGAGUGGGAAAACCUUCCUCCAUGUUCACCCCAUGUUUCUUCAUUCAAAUGCCACUUCGCAUAAGUGGGCAUUUGGUGCAAUUGCAGAAUUGCUUGACAAUGCCAUUGAUGAGAUCCAAAAUGGGGCAACUUUUGUCAAGGUAGAUAAAAUCUUGAAUCCAAGAGAUGGGGGUUCAGCAUUGUUAAUUCAAGUGGAAUCUGGUGUUGCAGAUGGUAAUGGCUUUAAAACCAGCAGCAUGAGGCUUGGAGCUGAUGUUGUUGUCUUCACCCGCCAUAUGCUGGAUAGGAUCGCGACUCAGAGCAUUGGUCUCCUGUCUUAUUCUUUUUUGAUGCAGAUGGGUCAUGACCGAAUAGUAGUGCCAAUGGUGGACUAUGAGUUUAAUGCAGAAAAUGGCAAGUUGGAAAUUUCACAACGGCAUACCAAUGAGUCUUUCAAGGCUAAUCUUUCGCUGCUUUUGCAAUGGUCUCCAUAUUCUACUGAAUCAGAGCUUUUGAAGUUGUUUGAUGAUAUUGGAUUGCAUGGGACAAAAGUUGUGAUCUAUAACCUGUGGAACAAUGAUGAUGGAAACUUGGAAUUGGACUUUAAUACAGAUCCACAGGACAUUCUUGUUGAAGGAGAUUGCAGAAAGAAAGAAUCACCUUCUGCUUGGAGGAUAGCAACUGAACAGCACAUUGCCAAGCGCUUACAAUACUCUCUCCAUGCAUAUAUGUCCAUCUUGUACCUGCGAAUUCCUGAAACUUUCAGUUUAAUAUUGCGAGGGCAAGUUGUUAUGGCCCAUAAUCUUGCUGAUGAUCUCAAAUUUCCAGAAUAUAUCUUGUAUAAACCUCAGGCUGGUGGACUAAGAGAGGUAUGCUAGCUUUUCUAUAUACUUUGCUCGUGUUCUCAAGUCUUAGCAUUGGCCACUCGAGCUCAUAGAUGCCCGUCCGGCCAUGUUAGAAAACCUUUAGGUUGCAGUUAAUAUCAAAGCAAUACCACAAGUAUCUGAUCAAAUAGUGGGUUGCACCUUGUCAUGUUGUAUCCCAUCUUUAAGUUUAGAUCUUUGUGGUUGUGUCAUAGUUUCCAUGAUUUUAAAUUGAGAUUGUCGUAUUUGCCCUAGUAUAUAUGUUUUGGUGUGGUGGAGUGGAGAGGCGUAGUAGGAGCUGCUCAUGGAAACUACUAGUAAGAACUAAGAAAGAAGUCUAAACUUCCAAUGGUGAAAUACUGUUAAUUGUUUAUAUCAUAUACCUUUCUCUAGUUCGAUGGAUGAGGUGGUUUCGUAACACAAAUGAGACUGUGAUGCAUGCCUGUUCUUGAUUAGCUCGAUUUUGCAUCUUGUUUCAUUUCUUAUCUGCUGAUGCUGCAACUACACUGCAAAGCAUAAACCCCCAUAUGUCUUAGGAGAUUGUUUUAUCUUAUUCACUUUCUAGGUUCACGUGAUAACUACGAUUGGAUUUGUAAAAGAUGCACCACUGGUCAAUAUCCACGGCUUCAAUAUUUAUCACAAGAACCGUCUAAUAAAGCCUUUUAUGCAAGUUUUGACUUAUACUAAUAAUAGGGGCAGAGGAGUGGUAGGUAUCUUAGAAGCGAAUUAUAUCCAGCCAACUCAUAGUAAACAAGACUUUGAGAGAACUUCCCUUUUCCAAAAGCUUGAAGUUCGAUUGAAAGAUAUGGCAUGUGAAUACUGGGAUUAUCAUUGCGGGCUAAUUGGAUACCACGUGGAAAGGAAGUCUGGAGCAAGGAGGUCUGCACCCGAUCCUCCUAUUAUUCCACAAACUUGCCAUGCUGAUUCUGCCAGGUCAAAUCAAACCUUCCCUUCUGUUGGUACAACACAGACAAGUUCUCCCGUAUUAGGCUUUAAAAGGAAGGAGCACAGCAAUUCAGCUCCACCUGAAACUGUCAGGAAGCUGCCAAGACAUGGAGAAGGUGUCAUAGAUAAUUCAGCAUCCAGUUCUGGCGGACAGAUCUCUCAGCAGCAAAAUACGGUUGCAGUUCUGAUGCAGGACAACAAAAAACUCCGAGCAGACUUAUCUGAAUACGAGAUACGGAAGGAAGAGCUGAAUCUGAAGGUGAUAAAGCUUACGAAGGAACUAGAAGGAGAAAAUGCUAAAUACGAUAGGCUAAUGGCAGAACUAACCUUGUUGGGUGACGUGAAGCUGGAGAAUCAGAGAGUAAAUAUCGUACCGUGAUGUGCCUAUCAGCACCUUUGAUUCUUUCAUUUUGUAGAAACCAUGGCAGUAGCAUCUUAAAGCUUGGAUGUACAUAGGUCGUUGGGCAGGGGCAGCCACGUUUGGGGUAAUGGAGCGGAUUAAUGAUGGGUUUAGGGAGGAGGAAUUGUGUAGUAAAUAGUAAUCCCUUUUGGAUCAGUCUCUUUUGUUUGUAAUGCCUUUAGCGAAAUGUUUGAACCAAGCUAAAAGUUAGGACUUCUCAUAUGUGAGACAGAUACAGCCGUACUUCUUUUUUUUUAAUAUAUUUUCAAAUUUUAAAGGACUGAAAAGGAAGGAAGUUUGACUGAUAGGU